Molecule: messenger RNA, 1547 nt
Organism: Gossypium raimondii (Peruvian cotton)
Lineage: Eukaryota; Viridiplantae; Streptophyta; Magnoliopsida; Malvales; Malvaceae
Product: alpha-galactosidase
Exons: 12
Coding region: 68-1294 (408 amino acids)
Biological process (GO): carbohydrate metabolic process
Molecular function (GO): hydrolase activity, hydrolyzing O-glycosyl compounds
Source: RefSeq, a predicted model, not a curated record
UUAACUACUCUCAUUUCCUUCUCUAGAAAAAAAAUUCAACUCUCAUUUCCUGCUCUAGAAAGAAACAAUGAAAAUGAGGUUAAGAGCAAACUUUAUUUUGGCUACUGUUGUCAACCUAUGGAUGGUCCACACAGUGGCUAGUUUAUGGAACAUAGGUAUCAGCCAUGGACGUCAUGCUAACUCUCGGUUCCUUCUUGACAAUGGGGUUUCUCGGACCCCUCCUAUGGGAUGGAAUAGCUGGAAUCACUUUUGGUGUGGUAUAAAUGAGAGUGUUGUAAUGAGUACCGCCGAUGCUCUUGUUUCAACCGGUUUGGCAUCACUUGGGUACAAGUAUGUAAACCUUGAUGACUGUUGGGCUGAAUCGGAAAGAGACGAGAAUGGUAAGUUAAGGGGCAAAGCCUCUACCUUUCCUUCAGGCAUCAAGGCCCUUGCAGACUACGUUCAUGCUAGAGGCUUGAAGCUUGGGAUAUAUGCUGAUGCUGGUAAUAGAACCUGCAGUAACCAAAUGCCUGGCUCUCUUCAUCAUGAAUAUGAAGAUGCAAAAACUUUUGCUCAAUGGGGAGUUGAUUACAUCAAGUACGACAAUUGCUACCAUGAUGGUACAAGAAAUCGAGAGAGAUAUAUUGCCAUGGGCCACGCAUUGCAGAAAAUUAAACGGCCAAUUCACUUCUCUUUAUGCGAAUGGGGACAAGAAGAUCCAGCAAAAUGGGCUGGUGCCUAUGGCCAUUCUUGGAGGACAACAGGGGACAUUAAUGAUACCUUUGCAAGUGUAACUUGGAUUGCAGAUUUAAACAACCGUUGGGGGAGAUAUGCUGGACCUAGCAGGUGGAAUGAUCCUGAUAUGUUGGAAGUGGGCAACGGAGGGAUGACCAUGGACGAAUACCGGUCUCAUUUUAGUAUUUGGUCUCUUAUGAAGGCUCCUCUUCUCAUUGGAUGCGACCUUCGAUCUGUAAGCAACAGGACCCUAAGGAUCCUUGGGAACAAAGAAGUGAUUGAAGUAAAUCAAGACUCACUAGGAGUUCAAGGGAGGAAACUACGAUCCAAAGAUGGCCUAGAAGUAUGGGCAGGGCCAUUAUCAGACAACAGGGUUGUGGUAGUGUUAUGGAACCGAAGCGAAUUGAGGGCUCUUAUAACUGCUGCGUGGAGGGAUUUUGGACUCUCUCCCAACACACCAGCCAUUGUUAGAGACUUGUGGAAGCACAAAUAUGUUUCCAUGAAUAAGCUCGAUAGAUUGACGGCAUCCGUAGCUCCUCAUGCUUGCAAGAUGUAUGUUCUGACACCACUCCAAAGUUGAAGGAGGCUAUCACUUUAUUGAACUUUUAGGAUAGUUUAGCAUUUUUAAUUUUUGUCCAUAGCCCCCUUUGGAUCUUUUUUUUCCUUAUUGAGUGUUGAGGGAGAAUCUAGUAAAUGCAAAAUAAAUGAUUUCAUCUGAAGUAAAUAAAAUUCAAUUAUAUUUGAGUCAGGGUAUGAUGAAUCGAUUUUAAUUCGAUGUCUUGUGAUAUGAGCAAAGUACAUGAUCUUGUCAGCUAUAGAAACCAACGUGUUGU